Alternaria alternata is the source of this 1028-nucleotide messenger RNA. RefSeq names its product PRTase-like protein. The record is from RefSeq and is a predicted model, not a curated record. Bases 154 to 861 code for a protein of 235 amino acids. The transcript is spliced from 2 exons. Lineage: Eukaryota; Fungi; Ascomycota; Dothideomycetes; Pleosporales; Pleosporaceae.
CCGGCAUGUGGGGAGCUUAGACGUGACCACGCGCUUGUCUCAUGCACCUUCUUGAACGGACAAGUAAAUCUAGUUGAGCACCACUAUAUAUUCCAGAAUACCAAGAACGCUUCUAAGAUACCAUCUACGUUUACUCGUUAAUUCAUAUCCAACAUGUCUGGCAUCAACCUCCCCAAGAACGCUCACGUCUCGACACACCCAUGUCUCCAAGCGAAGCUCUCACAGCUGCGAUCGGCGAGCACAGGGUCCAAAGACGCGCAAACGCUGGUGCAUGAAUUGGCUCUCAUGGUCGGUUAUGAAGCUCUGGCCGCAGGCUUAAAGGCACAACCGGCGGGCACAGACAAAUCCCCCCUCGGCUACGAAUACACCACAACCACCACCUCCCCCGCACCCACCUCCAUAUCCCUCGUCCCCAUCCUCCGCUCAGGACUCUCCAUGGUCCCAGCCCUCUCCUCCCUCCUCCCCACCCCCGUCCCAAUCCACCACCUUGGUCUCUACCGCGAAAAGUCCACCCUCCAACCCGUAGAAUACUACAACAACCUACCCUACCACACCCCGCACAACACCGCCGCGGGCUCAACAUCUCCCCAACCCGAGCUGGCCAUCAUCGUAGACCCCAUCAUCGCUACGGGUGCGACGGCACAAGCGGCAAUCGACACGUUGAAGGACUGGGGCGUGAAGAGGAUCAUCGUCGUGAGCAUAUUGGCGACGGAGGAGGGGCUGCAGAAGGCGUGUGGAGAGUGGGAAGAGGGUGUUGAGGUGUGGGUUGGUGGGUGUGACAAGGGGGUUGAUGAGAAGGGCAUGAUCAAGCCUGGCCUGGGAGACAUUGGAGAUAGGCUGUUUAUGACAUUGGGAAAAUAGGUUAUGAUACCAUGAGUGUUGACGUGAAAUGGAAACGCGUUUGUCAUGAAACAAAUCGGCUUUCUGCAUGGUUCUCAGGUGCUUUGGUUACGACUCUUGCGUUUGGCUUCUUGCACUUUGGUGUUGUUGCAGGUUGGCGAAAAACAGUGACUUGCUUUAUAUGCGUU